Molecule: messenger RNA, 3540 nt
Organism: Besnoitia besnoiti
Lineage: Eukaryota; Apicomplexa; Conoidasida; Eucoccidiorida; Sarcocystidae
Exons: 8
Coding region: 1-3540 (1179 amino acids)
Biological process (GO): nucleobase-containing compound metabolic process
Molecular function (GO): 3'-5' exonuclease activity; nucleic acid binding
Source: RefSeq, a predicted model, not a curated record
AUGACGCGCCCUUCUUUUUCGCACUCCGCUGAUCUUUCCGCUUCGCUUCGCCGUCUUUCGGCGUCGCCGCGCGCCUCUGCGGCUUCGUCGUCUCCAGGCGGGCUGUUUCGUCGUGUCUCCCCCUCUGGUUCGCCCGCUUCUUCUUUAUCCUCGCGCGUCUCGUUGGCGCCUUCUCCUGCGUGGUCACCUCUGCGUCUUCGCUCGCUGGAGCUGCGGCGGCUCCCCCCCGCCUGCCUCUCGCCUCCGCGCGCCUUCGGCACAGCUUUCCUUGGCCCGUGCGCCUCCCCCUCCGCCGCGGCCGCCGAGGCACGCGUCUUUCCCGAGCUGCUCUCUCCCGCGCCUUCUUCUCCCUCGUCUAUUUCUUACUCAUCUUCGUCUUCUUCUUGUCCGUUGUCUUCUCCUUCUUCUCCCGCUUCUGGUCUUGCGGCUGAGGGGCGCUGGGGGGGCAGCCAGCGCGCUGCGGCGGCCUUUGUGCAGUCGCUUCUACCGGCGGAGAUGCUGCCCGACGCGCGCGGCCUCGUGUAUAAGAUUCACUACGGCGUGCCGCUGCCGAUCCUCGCGCCGCGCCUCUGCAGCGAACAAAAAGUGCAGGAACUCGCUGCAAAUGUCGCGUUUCGCCUGCUCGACGCGCUGAGGGAGGCGGACGCGAAGCGGAAGGGCGCGACGUGGGAAGAAGAGCGGAAGGCGCUGCGGCGUCGCGCGGCGGCGGGCGAUCAGGUUCGCGAUCUGCUCGACUGCCACGCCCUCCGGAAGGGCGACAAGAAGCGGCCGACGGCGCAGAGUCCGCCACUUGAGGCAACUCGCAUCCGUUGCUACUGGCCAGAUGUCGACAACGAAAACUCCAAGAUGAGCGUCUUCUUCCGCGAGCUGCACGCGGCGCUGUAUCUGCUCUUCGAGCCGCAGCUCUUUUCGUCCCCGUCGCUUGCUUCGUUCGCCUCCUUCUCGUCUCCUCUCGCUGCUGCGUCGGCUGCCUCUCCGCCAGCAGCUGCCGCGCCCGCUGAGGCGCUCGCCUCGUUCUCGCGAGAGGCGCGGCCUCGCGGCGAGCUCCUCCUCGGGCUGCUGCAUCCACACGUGAUGGCUGUCGUCGUCCCCUCGCUCAAAGAAAGCAGCCGCCUGCAGCUCCUUCUCGUUUUCCUCCACUCCGUCGAGAGCUACUUCUCGCUGCAUCCCUGCAGCAAGCAGACCGUGGAUCCGAAUCUCCUUUUUCUCGCCAUCGGUUCCGCGCGGUUCCUUCUGCUGCUCACGCGCCUCGGAUUCCUUCCAGAGGCCUCGCCUGCUUGUGCUUCUCCUUCUGUCUUUCCUUCUUCUUCUCGUUCGACUUCGCUUUCUUCUCUGUCUUUUCUUGCGGCGUACGCGUCUCCGCUACCGCAUCAGCUGUACGCGCAGCUCUCUGCGUACACCGUGGACGGGGUCCUGCUGGAUCUGCUCCAGGAAUCCGGGGGCAAUCUCUUCGAGGCAGUGCGCUUCGCAACGUUUCUGCGCGUGAUGGCGCAGACGGAGAGCGUCGCGGAGCCGCUCAAGGACUCCCGGUGGACGCUGCAGGCCGUCGCGGAGAGCGUCGCCAGCCGGAAAUCUGAGCACCUGCUUCUCGCCUUCCUCCGCUCUCUGGCGCCCGAAAGCGACAAAACCGCGCGAGAGGACGCUCACGCAGGGCGCAACGCCCAAGCGCGUGUCGGCGAGGCGCGCAUCCGCAAAGAGGAGGAGCGCGAACGCGGAGAAAGACUCGCGCUGCAGGUCUGCAUGUGGCUGGCGAGGAAGACGCCGGAAACAGGGGAGAUUGCAGAUCCGUGGGGCUACGUCGCCAGCCGCGGCUUCCUGCUGCGCCUGUUGAAGCGGCGGGCGAGCGCCGCGCCGGUCUCCUCUCUCCACGCGGCGACGGGCGGGCGCGUGGAAGGCGGAUUUACAGCAGAGACGGAGCCUCUCGAGAGCCAGGAGCCGCAGCACACGCUGCGGACGCUGCGGACGGAGGCUGCUCCUGGAGAAGACAGCCAGCGGCUGCAGUCCCAAAGAGGAGAGGGGGAAGACGGCGGCGACGACGACGACGGCGGCGACUUGCUUGCUCUGCCGUCCCCCGCGCCGCGAGGCGCCGCAGACGCUCAACCCUCCGCCUGCAUCCCGACGUCGUUGUGGGCACUGAAUGCCGUCUCCGUCUCGCCGCGAGAAGGCCAGGCCCCGGCGCCCCUCCCCGGCGCGGCCGCCGCGUCGCCUCUCUCCUCUCCGACCUCCUCCGCGCCGCGCCGUCCCCCCCCUCCUGCGCAUCUCGCCGAGGAGUCCGCGCACGCGUAUCCGCCUCUCGAGUUGCCGUUCGGGCUUGAUCGCGUCGUCUUCCUCGACAGCGUGGAAGGCCUGAGUCACCUUUUCGCGUUCCUUCGCGCCUCGCAGGAAGCCACCUGCCGGCUGCUGGCGCCAGCCGAGCUGGCCGCCGCGGGCGCGCGGGCGCGCGGAGACACUUUUCCGGUCGCGGCGGGAGCCGUCUCCUCGCGGGCGGACCGACAGCCUGUCGAGUGCGCAGACGCCCAACGGGUCUCUGGGCUCCACACGGGGUCUCUGCAAGCCGCAGAGCGCGGCAGCCGCACGGCGGAGACAGUGGAGUCCGUGGAGACAUUGGGGCGGCAUGCGGAGGGGGGGCCCGCGCCGGGAGGCGUGGAGUCUCGCGACGUCGCCGACGAGGAGGCCUCAGGCGCGCAACGCGUGCAAGUUGAGUCUUCUUCGGUUUCGGGUGGCUGCGCGUCGCGUGUGCCACCGCUGCCUUCGGUGCCGUUUCUGCCGUUCGUUGUCGCACUGGAUUUGGAGUGGACUCUGCCGCACGCCGCAAGCGUGCUGUCGCUGGCGACUGAGACGCGGGUGUUCCUCGUUGACCUCGUGAACCACAAUCCGGUCUACAGGGCGACGCUGCUGCGGCUCCUCCGCUGGCUGUUCACAAACCCGUUCAUCGCGAAACUCGCCUACCAGGCGCGUGGCGACUUCACGCGCCUCUUCUUCGCGCUCGGAUCUGCGGGCGGAAGGCCUGGCGCCCUGGUUCACUGCAUCGACCUCAGGCAGCCUCGAGUGUGCCUGGCUCCAGAGAGCGAGAGACGAGGCUGCGACAAGCUGAACGACGCGAAGGCCCCAGUCGCUCUGGACUCUGAGAGUGGUGUGGCGCCGCUGACCGACGCAGAGGCACACGAGGAAGAAGAGAUUCUGCCUGGGCAACAAGGCAGCGCCCCGAAGCGCCGCUACCAGAAUCUGCGGGAGAUGUGUCGGCAGGUCCUCGGCGUUGAUCUCGACAAAAGCGAGCAGCGCUCCAACUGGAAUAUGCGCCCGCUGACAGCCUCUCAGGUCCUCUACGCCGCGAAGGACGCUUACGCGCUGAUUCUGCUAGAAGCUGCGCUCCGUGAGCAAGGCUGGGCGCCAGAAAACAUCCUCGGGGGGCUCGGGGAGUUCAGCGCCAUCAACUUUCGAGGCCGCCCCUCGAGUUUUCAGAUCAACUACCAGAAGAACGCGUCGGAGCAGGCUUCGAAAAUCGAGGCUGCGGACCGGAGGCAGUUUAGGUGGCAGUGA